CGAUGAAUCAUUAUUGAAACAGCUAGUGAGCAGUCAUACUGGCAUGCUAGAGGAGCAUAGUCAUGGUAUCGACUCCCACGAGAACUUUGGGAUCUCCAGAUCCUCUAGCUUUGGACGAACCCUCUUCAAAUGCCUCAGGGUCAGGUCAAAGUCCAGCAAAAGGUAGAAGAUCCACCCCUCGCUCUCAGAUUGUGGUGGAAAUUGAGACCUCUCGAAGGAAGCGACGUGCCAUAGGAAGUAGCUCGAAGAUGGCCGACAUGUCACCAAAUUCUGCUCUUGGUUCCACGUCAAAGCCCACCCCAGCUCGUACACCUCUUGCCAAAGGGAGCGGAGCUUCAAACCGCGGCACUUCAACUCCACGGCAUAAGAACACCCCUACAGGGAAGACUCCCCUCAGAGGCAAUAGCGCUGCAUCUCCAGCGGCUACCAAGACGCCCCGAAAUGGAGCGAAGGCAAGCUCAACACUCGCCUCGAGCGUCAAGAAAGCGCUUCCUACGCCUGUUCGAUCCAGGAAAGAGGAGAAAGCACCCAUACGGUUAGCGGACGACAAUCCGUUUCUAGAGAGCGAUGCUGGCACUGGAGUGUCUCGAGAGACUUUUCUUGCCAAUGAAGCACUGAGACGCCAGAAAGAAGCCAGAAACUUUGAAUAUGAGGGCGAUGCGGAUGCUCCAAAAUUGACACGCAGUGGGAAGGUAGUUGGAGGAGCAAAGCGAGGCGUUGAGAUUGAUGAAUACGGAGGUAUGGAGGAGGAAGAGGACGACGCAGACGAGGACGAGGAUACGCGCGGGAAGCCGAAGUCGACAGAGUCUGACAUGCUGGAUAAUGGCUUGGAGGCCAGAGCUCUUGACAAUCAUAUGGAAGUGGAUGAACGUCCAGUGGGCACGGCACAACCUGCCGGUCUACCACCAGGAGCCAGGCCUCACGUCCUUCGAAUCUUGUCAACCUUGACCUCACAAGGCAUCGCCUCUGACCCUCCGCCGUUCAUGGACGAAGAUACGAAUGAGGCCCUUCACGGUCUGGUCAAUCUACUGAAAGCCACGGUGGAACGCGGUGAAGGCAAUAGUGCACUCGUAGUCGGCCCUCGUGGCGUCGGCAAGACGAGGACCCUUGGUCGAGCUUUGAACUUGCUGCCGUCAACCUCCACGUCCUUGCCGAUCGUCGUCCGACUGUCUGGACACGCACAGACCAGUGAUCGCUUAGCUAUCAGGGAGAUUGGGCGGCAGAUCGCAGAAGCAGAGGGUAUCAGCAUCGCAAACCACGAUGACGAUGAAGCUGUCGAUGGCGCAGACGAUCAGGAAUACGCCCCAACCACACUGCCAUCCCACUUGCUGGCACUAUUGACUGCUCCCUCCCCACGAGCCAUCAUCAUCGUCAUCGAGGAAUUUGACAUGUUCACAGAGCAUGCUCGACAGGCUCUACUUUACUGCUUGCUCGACGUGGUUCAGAGCAUCAAGACAGGGGAUGUCAAGACGACGGGCAGAGGCGUAGCGGUGAUAGGCGUGACGUGCCGAGUGGAUACACUCUUGCUUCUCGAGAAGCGGGUCAAGUCUCGGUUCUCUCAUCGGAUGUGGCGAAUCCCUUCUCCCCUUUCUCCCGGCGGACCAGGCUGGAAAACGCUCUUGAAUCGUGCUCUUGUCCCGUGGGAAUGGGAUGCCAAACAAGAUUCCGCGGAACCAGACGCAAAAGCUCUACAGCUGUGGAAGGAUGACUGGCAGUACGGUAUAGAGACGCUACUUGAUCAACCCAAAGUCGUCAAGUAUCUGGACCGAUUGACAGGUUUGACGACAGACGUCAGGAUACUCUACAAGCCAUUUGUCCCUUUGAUAAUUUCUGUCCUGUCCUCUCAAGUGGAUCUCAUCAACGUCGCUCAGCUUUGUGCUUCUGUUCUUGGGCAGAUUGAACAAUCAGGCUGGGGUUUACAGACCGCCAAACUCAAAGGCCUCUCUCAACCCUCAGUCGGCAUCUUGAUCAUCAGCAAGCACCUGCACUAUGCUGGAAGAGACGAGUUCAAUUUCGCUCAAGUUGAAGAAGAGUAUCUGAGGUUUUCUAGGACAAAGCUGGUCGGAAGCGGGAAGACUCGCUGGCCAAUAGGAGUGUUGAGAAAUGGCUACGAGCAUCUAUUGCGAUUGGGAUUACUCGCUCCUGCUGGUAGCACGUCUGUCCAGAGGCGUUUUGCAAAGGUUCGAUGUACCCUCUCAGCUCACGAGAUCGUUGCGUGGAUGCGAGGAGAGGGGGCUUCGGGUCUAGGCCCUGAGCUUGUCAGCUGGGGACGGAUGUUGGGUGGGCAUGCUUGAGUGUGUCGAGUAGGUAAA
Molecule: messenger RNA, 2312 nt
Organism: Kockovaella imperatae
Lineage: Eukaryota; Fungi; Basidiomycota; Tremellomycetes; Tremellales; Cuniculitremaceae
Product: origin recognition complex subunit 4 C-terminus-domain-containing protein
Exons: 8
Coding region: 63-2294 (743 amino acids)
Biological process (GO): DNA replication; DNA replication initiation
Cellular component (GO): nucleus; nuclear origin of replication recognition complex
Molecular function (GO): DNA replication origin binding
Source: RefSeq, a predicted model, not a curated record